GAGAGCUGCUGAAAGUGCCUCACAUAAAGUUAGAGUUGGUAGUUUGGAGAACUUUUCAUCGUACUACCUCUCAGAAAUAAUUGUCUAUUUUGACCAUUCUCGUUUUGAUCUUUAUAUUUUUGUUGAACUCUGGGGUCGAUUAGAGGGCAGCUAGAGUGCGGAAUGGCUGAACUGGUGCGAAUCCGAAAGAAAAAGCUGCAGAUACCUAUCUCUAGUCUUAGGAGUAUGCUGAAACAGCUGGACGAGAAGGAAGUUGAUUUUGAGGAACUAAAAAAGAAUUUGAACUUUACUGCUUCGUUACUGGAGGCCGUUUACCUCGAUGGAACAAGGCAGUGUCUGGAGUCUGAAGAUGACCUCCAGCAGCUACAGUCGGACGGCGUGCCAUCAGAGGUCACUGAUUGGCUGGCGUCCACCUUCACUCAGAGGAUUCGACGGCCCGUUAGACGCUCGGAUGAGAAACCCAAGUUUCGCAGCAUUGUGCAUGCGGUGCAAGCUGGGAUAUUUGUGGAGAGGAUGUUCAGGAGGGCUUACACCGCGGCCAUGCCAGACCAACCAGCAGAGGUCGUAAACUGCUUGAGGGAUGUUGAUCGCUGGAACUUUGAUGUGUUUGCUCUGAACUCGGCCAGCUCUGAUCACGCACUACGGACUCUGGUCUUUGAGCUGAUCACCAGAUACGAACUUAACAGUCGUUUUAAGAUCCCUAUCUCGUGCAUGACAGAAUUCCUGUCUGCGCUGGAGAGAGGUUACUGCAAACACAACAAUCCCUACCACAACCACAUCCAUGCCGCCGAUGUGACUCAGACUCUGCACUGCUUGCUGCUGCGCUCCGGACUCGUGAACUGGCUGACAGAGCUGGAGGUCAUGGCGUCACUCUUUGCUGCAGCUAUUCACGACUUUGAACACACAGGAACCACAAACAACUUCCACAUCCAUACAAAGUCAGAGUUUGCGUUGAUCUAUAAUGAUCGAUCUGUUCAAGAAAGUCAUCAUGUGAGUGCAGCGUUUCGCCUGCUGCAGGAAGACCAAAUGAACAUCUUCAUGAACUUAACACGGGAGGAAUGGAUGGAGCUGCGAUCCCUCGUCAUAGAGAUGGUGCUGUCCACUGACAUGUCCUCCCACCUACUCCAGGUCAAAUGCAUGAAAGCCUUUCUACAGCAGCAGGAACGGAUUGAUAAGCCCAAAGCGCUGUCUCUGCUACUGCACACGGCAGACAUUAGCCAUCCAUCCAAGCCCUGGGCGCUGCACUCUCGCUGGACUAAAUCCUUAAUGGAGGAGUUUUUCAGGCAGGGCGAUAGAGAGGCAGAACUCGGCCUUCCCUUCUCUCCUCUGUGUGAUCGAAACAGCACUCUGAUAGCUGAAUCCCAGAUUGGCUUCAUAGACUUCAUUGUGUAUCCCACAUUCUCUCUGCUGACAGAGAUGGCAGAAAAAAUUGUUAUUCCUUUGGUGGAGGAGAACCCCGGUCCUUUAGAUCCCUGCAAUAGACACAGUAAUGUUUGGAAGGAGAGCUCCAGAGGUCUGCAGUGGAGUGUGGCACACAUCACAGCUGAACUGGUGAGUUUCCGCUCCACUUGGACUCGACACACUGAAGACAACAAGAUCAAAUGGAAAGAGAACGGAUCGAAUGGAUUUUCUGACUCCAGUGUUGCAAAAGAACAGAGACCCAGACAAGAGAAGCUGCCUGAGAAAUCCACGCAAGACUCCACUGGAGAUACACAACAUUAGACGAAACUGCAAAUAUCCACUUUUUUUUUUUUACUUUUUAUAAAAAGAAUAUCACAAAUCUUUUUGUUACGACAAUAUUUGUAGCGGGAAAUAAUGAUGGGGACUAAAUGUUAAGAUCAUCUUCCAAAGGUAAGAUGCUGUGCAAUAAGGGGAAAAAAUGUCCUUUUGUCUUAUUUUAAAACUAGUAAACAGUUAUUUAAAUAGAAACUGUACAUGCUGGUCAUGUUGUAUAAUAGAGCUCAUCAUGGUAUUAAUUUAAGUUGCCACAUAAACACAGGAACAUUGUUUCUAGUUGUAGUUUCAACUACACACAAAUAUUUAAACAUGCGUUAUUAAACUUUAAAAAUGGGCAAAUUUGGGACUCUUGUGGUUUGUUUUUAGAGCUGUGACCCUCCCUUUCUUUGUCUCCAUCUGACCACAUUUCUCAAGUUUGAAUGACAUUGUGAGAUUAGUGCUGUAGAUCCAUGUGGGGUGGAUCAGCGAGUCGAUGUCUGGGCGUACAGCUUUAUGUCUUUCAUGUAGAGGAGGUGGCUGACUGUGGUUCCAGUCUUGAGUCGGUAUCCAUAGCCAGUCUGAUUAUUUGGCUGAGGGGGUUCAGACCUAUGCAGAACAGCAGUGGGGACAGGGUAUCUCCUUGGUAUGUGCCACAUUGGAUGGAGACUUGGGCAAUUGGUUUGCAAUUGGCCUCAAGGGUGGUUUUCCACAGUCCCAUUGACUUUGCAAUGAAGGCUCUCAGAGUCCUGUUGCUGUUGUACAGCUCCAAGCAUUCAUCCAUGAGUCCAGCAUUGAGUCAUAGGCUUUCUUGUAAACAAUCCAGGCCAUGCACAGGUUUGUGUGUCUGGCAUUGCAGUCUUGGGUGACUGUUCAGUCUCCAAAUAUGCUUGACUUCUCAAAUGUUCCAAGACAUGGUUGUUUUUGUUUGAUUUAGAAUAAAAUGUGCAUUUCAUCA
Nothobranchius furzeri (turquoise killifish) is the source of this 2671-nucleotide messenger RNA. RefSeq names its product dual specificity calcium/calmodulin-dependent 3',5'-cyclic nucleotide phosphodiesterase 1B. NCBI's taxonomy places the organism in Eukaryota, Metazoa, Chordata, Actinopteri, Cyprinodontiformes, Nothobranchiidae. Gene Ontology annotation, molecular function: calmodulin-activated 3',5'-cyclic-GMP phosphodiesterase activity. Gene Ontology annotation, cellular component: neuronal cell body. The record is from RefSeq and is a predicted model, not a curated record. Gene Ontology annotation, biological process: signal transduction.